This is a messenger RNA of Medioppia subpectinata, 351 nucleotides long. Lineage: Eukaryota; Metazoa; Arthropoda; Arachnida; Sarcoptiformes; Oppiidae. The record is from the annotation of a GenBank genome assembly.
AUGAUGUCAGCGGUUGAAAGGCACGGACCGUAUUUCACUCGCGAGCCCAACCAUACCAAUGAUUUCUCAAACAGUACGGGAGCUGUGAUCUACUGUUCAGCGAAUGGCAAUCCGAUGCCAAGCAUUAGAUGGGAGACCAAAGAUGCAAUCGUUGUCAACGAAAUCUCUGGUGUUCGUCAUAUAAGACACGAUAAUUCUCUGGUAUUCCCGCCCUUCAGAGCCGAAGAUUACCGACAAGAUAUUCACUCAAAUAUAUACCAAUGUAUUGCCAGUAAUUCUGUGGGAACCAUAAGAAGUCGUUACGUUCAAGUCAGAGCUGUGAAUGAAUGUGAAGAAGAAGUGGACGAAUAA